AGCUUGGCCUUAAUGGCGGAUUCUGGACUAUGUCAACAAAUAUCCCAAGGUGUUUUUAAGCUCCUAACAGUCAUGAAAGAUGAUGAAGUGUCUUCUGCAGUGCGAAGUGACUUUUACAUUCUACAGCUUGCACAAUCAUUUUUCAAUAAACAUGGUCAAGAUCCCUCCAAACAUGAAUAUAUUCGACAAAAGAUUCGUGAAGUUGGAAGGCUUCUGCUGAUCCUCCGGAAUGAGUUUUCUAUAUACAACAUUGAAGAUGCUGUCAGGCCCUCAAACUUCCAUGUACUUGUUCAAGCAGUCAAGAGAGUAUCUGGCUUUGAAGAAGACAGUCAUUCAUAUAAAACUCCUAGCCUUGCUUUGAAAUUAGGACACUCGUUGCACAAGAUCAGUGACCUUAUAUGCUGCACAGCUUUAGUAUCAGGGAAUGAUGAGCUUAAAAAUUCAUGUCAGGCUUUCAAAUCACUUUAUUCAUCAAAGUGGUCAGAACUUGUUUCUCACAGAGCUUUAACAACCUUGAGUGACAAGCGCUUUAACAAGCCUUCCACGCUUCCCUUCACUGAGGAUGUUCAGCGUCUUCACCAGCAUUUGGAAAAGGUCGCAAAUUUAGCAUCUGACACUUUGAAAAGUGAUCCGUUACCACAAGCCUAUAGGGAACUGUGCAGAAGUACAUUGGCAAAAAUCAUUUUGUUCAACCGAAGACGAGGUGGAGAGGUUUCUAAAAUGCAGCUGUCUGCCUUUCUAGAGAGGGACACCACUCCCUUGCAUAAAGAUGUUGCAGUUGGUCUUACAGCAUUUGAACAACAACUUUGUGCCCAUUUCAGCAGGGUAGAAAUAAAGGGGAAAAGGGGACGAAAAGUUGCUGUGCUUUUAUCACCAGACAUGGUUCAAGCCAUCAUCCAGCUCAUUAGCAGAAGAAAGGAAUGUGGAGUGCCAGACAAUAACACCUUUCUUUUUGCUAGACCCAACUGUCUAACCCCUUACAGAGGACAAGACUGUCUGAGGGUUUAUGCAAUGACAGUGGUGCCCAAAACCCUGAACUUCUAAGAUCAACGCAACUUCGCAAGCAUGUUGCAACAUUGUCCCAAGUGUUAAACCUACGAAAUCACGAACUGGACCAAGUUGCAGACUUUCUGGGACAUGAUAUACGUGUUCAUAGAGAGUAUUACAGGCUACCAGAGGCUACGACUCAACUGGCAAAAAUUUCUAAAUUGCUUCUGGCAAUGGAAAGGGGGACUUUGGCAAAUCUGCAAGGCAAAACACUGGAGGAGAUCGAAAUUGAAGAUGAGUUGGAACUGACUGACACUGAAAGUGGACAAAGUGAGGUUGAUUGUGACCCGUCCCCACUUGUAAAUGAUACUCAAUGCUCUACAAAUCAAGAAUCUAAUGAAUCUUCUGGUGAUGGUUUAGGAGAAGAGACAUCACAAGGGAGAACAUCCUCUAUGCCAUCUACUGAGAAGCCGUCAGGCACAGUAGAAGAUAUGACUACCUUAAAAACCCUCCCCCCACCUCACGGAUGCAGAAAACCUCAAUCUCCUGUUGAAUUACCUGGGACCUCUUCUGGAAAGGGAACGGAGAUUAUUGCACCACCAACUGAAAAACCUCAGAACCCCAAGAUGAUUUUCCUGAAAAGGACCAUCCUCGGAGAAAUCAAAAACGGCCCUGGUCGCCUACAGAAAUUGCAGCAGUGUUGAAACAUUUUCAGAAACACAUCGACACUGGGAAGCUGGCAACUUUAGUUGAAAUUCAACAGUGUCAACAGGCAGAACAUCCUGCUUUAAUAAAUCGCUCACUUCAGAACAUAAGAGACUUUGUUAGAAAUCGUGGUGUGUCCAAAAAGAAAAAAGAAAAAGCUAAAAAUGUCAGAUAAAUCUUCAGCCUAGAUGUUCUAAACAAAACCUUAAGAACGUUCAACCUUUUUUUUGGGGUUUUUGCUUGUUUAUUUUUGCAGUUUCUAUAAUGUGUUCUGAUUUCUAAGUUGGUCCAAGACUGAUGUUGUGUGAAUAGACUGAACAAAACUUGAACUCUUAAUCAUUUUCAAAGUAAUUCAGAAGAUUGAUUUUCAGGUUGAUGAAAAAGGCAAUGCAAAAUUGUUCUAGUAAGUCUGUCUAAGAGCUUGUGUUUUGGUUUGCUCCCAAAAAUAAAAAUAGCAAAAGACAAUGUCGUUUGUUUAUUCCAUAAUACAUUUUCAUUUGUGUAGGUCUGAACAUUA
Messenger RNA from Poeciliopsis prolifica (blackstripe livebearer), 2209 nucleotides. RefSeq lists its product as uncharacterized. The transcript has 7 exons. The coding region runs from base 1221 to 1691 and encodes 156 amino acids. The record is from RefSeq and is a predicted model, not a curated record. Lineage: Eukaryota; Metazoa; Chordata; Actinopteri; Cyprinodontiformes; Poeciliidae.